CACAAACGGCCCCGAAGGCCCCGCCCCCUUCCCGUCGUCCUUUGCAGCUGAGCAUGCGCAGCGCGGCCCGCCUGGCUCGUACCUACCGUCAGCGGGUUAAGAACCAUGACCCUGGAUAGGAAGGGAAGCGCAAGAAGGGAGGGGGAGAGGUUUUAUGCCUUUAAGGUUCCGGUUGUUGAAGUCAUCUCGAGCAGCCAGCCAAGUUGAGGUCCCUAAAGGAUAGUGCAGCCUCGGAGUGACUCAGAGGUCAUGCAGGGCGGUUACCUUCCCGGAUUUGACAUUGCUCUACCAAUUACUAGUUGUUUGUAGGACAAGAUUAUGCGGGAUGAGACACUGGAGGAUGGAAUGGGAUGGAGAAAAACAAACUGAGUAGAAAAAUAUUUUAGGGGAAGAAUCACCAUGGAUACAUGUGGGAGAUGAAAGAGUUAAGCAUGAUGAUCAGAAAGCCUGGUUGGAUGGUCAUGUCAACCUAAAACAACAGCAGAGAGAGCGACUUUCAAAAUGAGAGUCCAGGUAUUCAUUACCAAGAAGAAAUCUAUUAGUUUUAAACUGGGGAACUCCUGUACCUAAAAAAAUUAGAAUGAAAGAGCCUUUGGAUGGUCGAUGUGACAAAGCAAUAUCACCACAACAGAGGCUUCUGGACAAAAUUAAAGAAGAACCAGAUGAUGCUCAAGAAUAUGGACAGGCCCAACCACCAAAAACUCAAGAAAGUGAAUUGAAAAUUAGUGCUGUAUUUUCAGUUAGUGACAGUCAUCUUGCCCAACAGUUGACCCCAGGCUUUCAGCUUGCACCAUCUGGCCCAAAUAUAUUGGUUCCUUCAGUUCCAAGCCCAACUGCUCAGGUUUUUUGUUCUGGUUGUAAAAAAAUGCUUUAUAAGGGACAAACUGCAUAUCAUAAGACAGGCUCUACUCAGCUCUUCUGUUCCACACGAUGUAUUAGCAGAUACUCUUUACCUGUCUGCCUACCACCUCCUCCGAAGAAAACCUGCACAAACUGCUCAAAAGACAUUUUAAAUCCAAAGGAUGUGAUCACAACCCAGUUUGAAAGUUCCUCUCCUAGCAAAGAUUUCUGCAGCCAAUCAUGCUUGUCUUCCUAUGAACUAAAGAAAAAACCUGUUGUUACUAUAUACACCAGUGGCAUUUCUACUAAGUGUAGUAUGUGUCAGAAAAAUGCUGAUAUUCGAUUUGAAGUUAAAUAUCAAAAUGUGGUACAUGGUCUUUGCAGUGAUGCUUGUUUUUCAAAAUUUCACACUACCAACAACCUCACCAUGAACUGCUGUGAGAACUGUGGGAGCUAUUGCUAUAGCAGCUCUGGACCUUGCCAGUCUCAGAAGGUUUUUAGUUCAACAAGUGUCACAGCAUAUAAGCAGAAUUCAGCCCAGACUCCUCCCUAUGCCUUGGGGAAAUCAUUGAGGCCCUCAGCUGAAAUGAUUGAAACUACGAAUGACUCAGGAAAAACAGAGCUCUUCUGCUCUAUUAAUUGCUUAUCUGCCUACAGAGUUAAGACUGUGACUUCUUCAGGUCUCCAGGUUUUAUGUCACAGUUGUAAAACCUCAGCAAACCCUCAGUAUCACUUAGCUAUGUCAAAUGGAACUAUAUACAGUUUCUGCAGCUCCAACUGUGUGAUGGCCUUCCAGAAUGUAUUUAAUAAGCCAAAGGGAGCAAACUCCUUGGUGGCAACCCCAUCUCAGGGCCAGGUGGUUGUGAGUGUGCCCUCAGGGUCAACAGUGUCAACUGGAGGAUGUGACCCGGCUUCUGUCACCAUCCAAAACCCUUUCAGUAGCCCAGUCAGUGGCCCUGCUGCAGCUGCGCUCCAGACUCUUGCUGAACAAUCCCAGCAGAUUGCUUUAACCAAUACAUUCAUGAAACUCAAGUGUCAGCACUGUAACCAUCUAUUUGCCACAAAACCAGAGCUGCUUUUCUACAAGGGUACGAUGUUUCUAUUUUGUGCCAAGACUUGCUGUGAUGAAUACAAAAGGAAAAAUAAAGUUGUGGCAAUGUGUGACUACUGUAAACUCCAGAAAAUCAUAAAGGAGACUGUGAGAUUCUCAGGGGUUGACAAACCAUUCUGUAGUGAAGUUUGCAAGUUCCUCUCUGUUCGAGACUUUGGAGAACGAUGGGGGAACUACUGUAAGAUGUGCAGUUAUUGUUCACAGAUAUCUCCAAAUUUGGUAGAAAAUCGAUUAGAGGGCAAAUUAGAAGAGUUUUGUUGUGAAGAUUGCAUGUCAAAAUUUACAGUUCUGUUUUAUCAGAUGGCCAAGUGUGAUGGUUGUAAACGACAGGGUAAGCUAAGUGAGUCUAUAAAAUGGCGAGGCAACAUCAAACAUUUCUGUAACCUGUUUUGUGUCUUGAAGUUUUGCCAUCAACAAAGUAUGAAUGAAUCUCUUCCACAAAAUAAAGUAAGUAUUCCUAAGGCACAAACUGCUUUGAUGGAGCUCCCUUCUGCAAGGACAGCUACAAUACCAGUUAUAACCAGUGUGAUGUCAUUGGCAAAAAUACCUCCUGCUCAGCCCACAGGAAAGACUAACAGUGUUUUGAAAGGUGCAGUUCCUAAAGAGACAACAAAGAUCAUUGAAAAUGGACGUUUACAGGCAGAUGCCAUGAAACUUCUGUCUUCCCAGUCUCCUCAGCCUCCCAAGCUCCUAAAGAACAAAGGUGUAUUGUGCAAGCCAGUCACACAGACCAAGGCCACCUCUUGCAAACCACAUAUACAACACAUGGAAUGUCAGACAGAUUUACCUAUGCCUAAUGAGAAAACUGAGGCAGAACUUGAUUCUCCACCUGUAAAGAAAAAAAGAAUAAGUUUUUUCCAGACUUGUGAUGCUGAAUAUUUAAAAGUUGGUUUUAUCGUCUGUCCUGAAUCAAAAGGGAGUUCACCAAGGCCACAGUGUGUCAUUUGUGGAGAGAUCUUACCCAGUGAAAGCAUGAAGCCAGCAAAUCUUUCUCAUCAUUUGAAGACAAAACAUUCAGAAUUAGAAAACAAGCCUGUAGAUUUUUUUGAACAAAAAUGUCUUGAAAUGGAAUGUCAAAACAGUUCUUUUAAAAAGUGUUUACUAGUUGAAAAGUCAGUUGUGAAAGCUUCUUAUCUAAUUGCUUUCAAAAUUGCUGCCAGCAAGAAGCCUUUCUCUGUUGCUGAAGAAUUAAUAAAACCAUAUUUAGUAGAAAUGUGUUCAGAAGUUUUGGGUUCAAGUGCUGGAGACAAAAUGAAAACCAUUCCUCUUUCUAAUAAUACAAUUGGAUACAGAAUUGAUGAGCUUUCUGCAGACAUUGAAGAUCAGCUGAUUCAGAAAGUUCAAGAGUCUAAGUGGUUUGCCCUUCAGAUAGAUGAGUCAUCCGAACUCUCAGAUACCACCCUUCUUUUGUGCUAUAUUCGGUUCAUUGAUUAUGAUUGUAGUGAUAUAAAAGAAGAAUUACUAUUUUGCAUGGAAGUGCAUUCUCAAAUCACUGAUUUUGAAAUAUUUGAACUAAUAAAUAAGUACAUUGAUAGUAAAUCUCUGAACUGGCGACAUUGUGUUGGUCUCUGUACUGAUGGGACUUCAAACAUGACUGGUUUAAGGUUGAAAAUUCAGGAAGUUGCUAUGAACAAAAUGGCAUUUACACAUUGUUUUAUUCACCGUGAACAUUUAGCAGGUAAAAAGGUGUCUCCAUGCUUAUAUGAAAUUCUUUUGCAGUCAGCACAAAUUUUAAGUUUUAUAAAAAGCAAUGCAUUAAAUUCACGAAUGCUAACAAUUUUGUGUGAAGAGAUAGGAUCUGAGCACGUGAAUUUACCCCUUCAUGCUGAAGUACGUUGGAUAUCAAGAGGGAGAGUUUUAACAAGAUUGUUUGAAUUGCGACAUGAAAUUGAAAUAUUUUUAAACCAAAAGCAUUCAGAUUUGGCCAAGUAUUUUCAUGACAAGGAAUGGGUUGCAAAGCUGGCCUAUUUAGCAGAUGUAUUUUCACUUAUAAAUGAAUUAAAUUCAAGUCUCCAAGGAUCCAUGACUACUUUCUUCAGUUUGUAUAACAAAAUUGAUAUAUUUAAGAAAAAGUUAAAAAUAUGGUUGAAGCGCACACAGGACAAUGAUUAUGACAUGUUCCCUUCAUUUUCUGAGUUCUCAAACUCCUCAGACGUAAAGCUGAGAAACAUCGCAAGCAUUAUUUUCCAGCACUUGGAAGGACUUUCUCAACUGUUCCAUGACUGUUACCCACCAGAAGACGACUUGCGUGUAGGAAAUUUGUGGAUAAUUAAUCCUUUCAUGAAUCAUCAAAAUAAUAAUCUCACCAACUUUGAAGAAGAAAAAUUAACACAAUUAUCAUCAGAUUUAGUAUUACAGUCAGUAUUUACAUCAAUGUCCAUAACUCAGUUUUGGAUAAAUGCAAAGACAAGUUACCCAGAACUACAUGAAAAGGCGGUGAAAUUUUUAUUGCCCUUUUCAACCAUUUACUUAUGUGAUGCUACCUUUUUGGCUUUGACUGAAUCAAAACAGAGAAACCUGUUGGUUUCUGGCCCUGCCCUACGACUUGCGGUCACAUCGUUCAUUCCAAGGAUAGAAAAGUUGGUGAAGGAGAAAGAAUAGUAACCUGCAUAUUGCUUAUCAUCAAAGUUUCUAGUUUUGUGUUAAAUUUUGUAUAAGUAUCCUAAAAUGUAAGUUCCUAAUGUGAAUUUGUGUUUGCAGUGAUUAAAUGUUUUAAUAAUUUUUCCAUUUUUGUGGAGGGAUUUGAUAAUUAUACAUUUGUACAUAAUUAUGUAUAAUUUUAAUAAUACAAGAUAGGGAAUUUAGCUUAUAUUGGUUGAUAAUCUUGGCCAAGAUUGCAGGUAAUGAAAGACCCCAUUUAUAAUGGAGCACAACCUGGAAGUUCAAACAGUUCCCAUGUAGAAAGGGCUUGGGAAGUUUCGGUCUAAAACCAAAACUACUGCGGGCAGGGUUGGGGCAGGUGGAAAACAU
Messenger RNA from Castor canadensis (American beaver), 4921 nucleotides. The record is from RefSeq and is a predicted model, not a curated record. Lineage: Eukaryota; Metazoa; Chordata; Mammalia; Rodentia; Castoridae.